AUGACUGACCCUCCCCGGGGGUGGGGCACAAAACCCGAGGACCUCGAGUACGAGGAUGACUGGGAAGCAGAUGAUAGUGUAGGCCAAUGGCUGGGUGCAGAGUUGAACCUUGGAAUAGGCCGUCCAAUUAUGUUUCAUUAUAGAGGCCUUACUUACAUGUUUGAGGCCGGCGGAAAGUUCUACUCCUGGUAUUGCAUUGACCUCGCUGUCUCUGAAAUUACCUCUCCGACAAACCUGGAUGAAAUUAUCAGGAUUAUGAAGGAAAAGGGAGAGGAGGCCUUAAAAGACCAAAAAGAUUUUUAG
Molecule: messenger RNA, 303 nt
Organism: Penicillium canariense
Lineage: Eukaryota; Fungi; Ascomycota; Eurotiomycetes; Eurotiales; Aspergillaceae
Exons: 2
Coding region: 1-303 (100 amino acids)
Source: RefSeq, a predicted model, not a curated record